Messenger RNA from Durusdinium trenchii, 1125 nucleotides. Lineage: Eukaryota; Dinophyceae; Suessiales; Symbiodiniaceae. The record is from the annotation of a GenBank genome assembly.
AUGACAUCCACCUUUGAAGGCUUUGCAAGAUCUUUUGGAGGGAGCAGUGAGCCCUGGAAGGCUGGCAUGCAUGAGAGCCGCGUGGCGGUGGUGCUUCCGAUCUUCCAGCGCCCGGAAGGUGAAGAAGCCUUCAUUGCGAAGUGGGCCAAGACAACUCAAGGAAGGCACCGUAACGUUUGCUUUGAUGUUCAUUGCUACCACUGCUUUGAAAACCAGUUCCAUGGAAAAACUUUUGCUGAACAGCUCAGGGCUGUUGAGGAGAACAGCAAGAUGUUCCAGCGCUACCCGAUGGUGGCAGGAGAGUGGGCACUUGGCUUGGGCCGAGCCACCUGGUGUACCUGCGGCGACAUGGAUGAGGACACAGUGAUCAGCAUUUUUGGUGCCCAGCAGAUGGAAGCUUUCAGGAAUUCCUCCCAUGGCUCCUUCUUUUGGAAUUGGAAGGAGGAUCCCGAAGACAAGGAGUGGAAUUUCCAGUUGGCCUACGAGCAGGGCCUUUUGAACCGCCCAGCACUGGCCCUUCCACCUUGGGAUCACACCGGCGAGGAUCCCCUCGAGGAUAUUCUACAUCCGUCUCCAGAAGAUCCUGUAGUUUACUAUGGUCUCUCAGUUUGCACUGAAGAGUCAACGCAGAAGGUGGAUUGUUCGUGGGCCGACAAAGGGCAGUGGCAGGCCUUCAUAUUCCACGAAGCCUGGCCCUGCAAAGAGCCUCGGCGUCCCGUGAAGCAUCGGGACAUUGUUCGGAUCCAGGGGCAUAACAAGCACUUUGUGGCAGUGACCAGCCUCUUGGCUAGAGCGUUUUCUCCACUCAUGGCCUUGCAAGUUCCCGACCCGACCCUGGCACUGCAAUUGUUAAGAUUGGAGCGAUAUGUGGCAACAUCAGCUCCCAAGCAUCAAAAGCGGCGUAGGUACUUUUUCAGCCGGGCGACCUCCACCACCAUUGACGCAGAUGAUGAGGCAGACGGCAUCUUCGCACGAUGGGCAGACUUCGGCGAUUGGCAGGCCAUUACAGUGGAAAGGCCACCCGAGCUGCAGCGUGCGGUGGCAUUGCCACAGCCAUUGCCACAGCCGCGUCCACGACGUCGGACGAAAGGCCAUAAAGAGAACAACAACAUCUUGUUAGAGUGA